AUGCAACAUGUUCAAGCUAAAUCCACUCGCUUCAGAAGAGAUGUAGGAAUUAAUCAACCUAUUGAAAGUGUUAUUAAGGCUGUCAGCAAGUGUGAAAGUCCACCUGGACCAAACGGUUUACAGGGCGAAAGAGGCCUUCUGGGACAUUCAGGAAGGACUGGAAAUUCAGGUAUUCCUGGCCGUCCAGGCCAGAAUGGUCGUGGGGGCGAGCCUGGACCAACAGGAAAUCGUGGCGAAGCAGGAAGAAAUGGAGAACGAGGACCGGCCGGUGAAACACGAAUAGGUGGAAUAGGUACAAAAGGCCCUCAGGGUCCUCCAGGCCAAGAAGGCAUAAGAGGAUUAACUGGGCUGCCUGGACGCCCUUCGAAUAUUGCUGGACAGCCUGGGACACAAGGAAAGCAGGGCCCUAAGGGAAUGCCUGGAGAGAAAGGAAUGAAGGGAAAAGUUGGAGCACAAGGAGCUACUGGAACAGAUGGAAAUGCCGCUACACAGUUCCAAUGCCAAUACCUCUGCGUUGCCUCCAAAAAAGCUUUUGCCUCUCAUAUUUCUUCUGAAUACUCAUUUCCGUUAACAAUGAUGAGUUUGGAUGAUGGAAUAAUUGAGGAAAGAAAGAAUAGAACAGAGGAAGAGGAAAUUGCGCUAUAUGAUGAUUUGGGGGACAUAAAGAUGAGUAAUGGAAAUGAAACUGUGCAUGAAUGACUAAAUUAA
Molecule: messenger RNA, 708 nt
Organism: Meloidogyne enterolobii
Lineage: Eukaryota; Metazoa; Nematoda; Chromadorea; Rhabditida; Meloidogynidae
Source: the annotation of a GenBank genome assembly